GAAAUUCAUCCGGUGACCCAGAUUGACAGCAUUACUCCCAAGUCAAGUCCCAAGUCCCAACUCCCAAGAUCAAAACCCACAAACCGUUAAAACCGAAUUUUCAAAAGUUCCCCCAAAACCCAAAAUUACUCAAAAACCCAGAAAAAUGGGGAUCCAACUUGAAUCCCAAAACCUAUUUGCUUCAAUUGACAUGGGUACUAACUCCUUCAAACUGUUAAUCAUCAGAUUCGAACCCGCGACCGCCAAAUUUACCACAGUUCAUAAACACUCAGUCGCCGUCGUUUUGGGUCGCAAUUCAUCAUCAUCAUCAACACCGUUGAUUUCACCGGAUUCCCAGUUCCGGGCAAUCGAAGCGCUCACGAAAUUCCAAGAAAUUUUAGGGUCUCACACUGUGACGCAGAUUAGGGUUGUCGGAACUUCAGCCAUUAGAGAGGCAAGAAAUCAGAGUGUCUUUAUAAAUGAGGUGAAAGAAAAACUAGGUUUUGAUAUUCAAGUGAAGGUUUUAUCUGGGGUUGAAGAAGCUAGGUUAAUUUACUUUGGUGUGCUUCAAUUUUUGCAUAUUUAUGAUAAAAAGGUUUUAACUGUUGAUAUUGGUGGUGGGUCUACUGAAUUUGUGAUUGGGGAUAAUGGAGAUGUUGUUUAUGCUGAUUCAUUGAAAUCAGGGCAUUUGACGCUGACCGAGAAAUUUGGGGAAAAUGAUUUGGUUGGAUUGCGGAGUUAUGUUCGUGAGCUGAUUGAAGUAUCUGGGUUGAUUGGGAAAGUGAAAGAGUUGGGUUUUGAGGUUGCAGUUGGAUCAUCGGGGACGAUUCGAGCGAUUGAGAAAGCGAUAUGGUGUGGUUAUGGAUGUCAUGAUGGGAAGAGAGAGGGGUUAAGGGAGAAAAGGAGUAGGAAUUGGUGGUGGUUUAGUAGGGAUGAGUUGAGGGGCCUUGUUGAGAGAUUAUGUGGGGUAGGGAUUAGUGAGACAGAGAAGGCUAGGAGGGACGGGUUUUUUGGUAGGAGGUCGGAGUUCAUUGUGGCAGGUGCAGUUCUUUUGGAAGAAAUUAUGGAGUUGCUUGGGAUCAGUGAGAUGGAGGUUUCGGGGUAUGCGUUGGGAGAGGGUGUAGUGGCUGAGAUGGUAUCUGAGGCUUUUCCAGGGAUUGAUUUGAAUGCCAAUGUGAGAUGGAAAUCAGUGAUGAGGCUAGCCAUGAGGUUUAAUGGGAAUGAUAGGAUGGAAAAUGGUGUUCAGUGCUCAGCUAUUGCGAAGGUAAUUUUUGAAGGUUUGAGGAAAUGCAACAAGGUGUUUGGAAAUCAGUUUGCUGUUGAUAUUUGUCUCGAUGAAAAGGAUCUCGAGUAUCUUGAAGCUGCUUGUAUGCUUCAUAAUAUUGGUCUCUAUCUUGGGAAAAAAGGCUACCACAAACAGUCCUAUAAUAUUCUUAUGGAACACAACCAACUAGAUGGUUACACUGGUGACGAGAAUGAGUUAAUAGCACAACUCGUUAGACAUCAUAGGAAGAAGUUCCCCAAAUUUGAAUGGCAUUUGCAAGGAUUCUCAAAAGAGGUAACACAGAAAUCUGGAAUCAUCUGCUCCAUCUUGCGUAUAUCAGUCAUCAUUCAGCAGCACAAGUUAUUGAAGCUCAGAGAGAUUGAAGUUAACAAUUCUAGUGAAGGCUUAGUAUUGGCUUUGGUAAAGAAACGGAACCAACCUAUGCUUUCCGAUCCAGAGAAAUCACUAGUCAAGGAUAUUGAGACAGAGAUAGGAAAAGAAGUGGACCUUUUUGAAGUGGUCUUUCAUCAGAAGUUAUUGGUUGUUUGUCAUAUGGACUGUUAGAGUCAUCAACAAGACAAUGAUGCUUACCUAGUUGCCUACAAUGCCUCUGAACAUACCUUAUCUGAGACCUUGUGAUGAGAGAACUUGGUACUGGUGCAAUUCUUAAACUAUGUAGCAUCUUCUUAUGUUGGAGAGGAAUAUGUAAGCUGAUUUUGUUGUUGGAUUUAUUAAUGAGAGUUCAACACUAUAUGUUGUUGUGGGCUGAAGCUUAAAGCGAUCGAAUCUUAUCCCUCUCAUGAGGACUAUAAAUUGAUCAGGCUGAUGUCCUGAACAUUCAUGUUGGAUGAGGAUUCUUGUACAAGGAUAUAACACCAAGACAAAUCAACUCAGGCCAAAACUUACAGAAACAGACAGUAGCUGAUCUGACAUCUGGACAUUUUGAAUGUACAUGCAUCUGAGUUAGUUGUCAUUGACUCGUGAUGCAAGCAACGGACAAGUGAUGGUAGAUACAAACUGCCUUUUUGAAUCUCAACUAGAGUAAUUGAAAAAAUCACUUACGUCAAACCUCGUCACCAUCACCAUCAUGAUAGGCCAUGCGCCCAUGCCGCAUGGACAAUAGAAGAUUGUCCUUUGCUAAUGACCAUAAAAAGUGACAUCAACAGCUACCCAAUCAUACAGCUACCCAAUAGAA
Molecule: messenger RNA, 2438 nt
Organism: Beta vulgaris subsp. vulgaris (sugar beet)
Lineage: Eukaryota; Viridiplantae; Streptophyta; Magnoliopsida; Caryophyllales; Amaranthaceae
Exons: 11
Coding region: 146-1807 (553 amino acids)
Molecular function (GO): pyrophosphatase activity
Source: RefSeq, a predicted model, not a curated record